GGCAAGAAGUAGCUGUGCUGAAGCAACCAGGAGGGAGUGCAGGAUCAUGGCCACCUAUGUGCAGCUGAACACCGCUGCCAAGAUGCCUCUCAUGGGGCUGGGCACCUGGAAGUCUGCAGCUGGGCAAGCAAAAGCUGCGGUGAUGGCUGCCAUCGAUGCCGGGUACCGCCACUUCGACUGUGCCUACGUGUACCUGAAUGAGAAUGAAAUUGGGGAAGGGAUCCAGCAGAAAAUCAAAGAAGGAGUUGUGAAAAGAGAGGACCUCUUUGUCGUCAGCAAGCUGUGGUGCACCUUUCACGAGACGCCUCUGGUGAAGAAAGCCUGCCAGAAGACUCUUGCUGACCUGAAAUUGCAUUACCUGGAUCUCUACCUCAUGCACUGGCCUUUUGGCUUCAAGGCUGGAGAGGAAUUGUUUCCCAAAGAUGACAAAGGCAUGGCAAUACCCAGCAACAGUGAUCUUCUACAGACAUGGGAGGCCAUGGAAGAGCUGGUGGACUGUGGACUGGUAAAAGCCAUUGGUGUCUCCAACUUCAACCAUGAGCAGAUUGAAAGAAUCUUGAACAAGCCAGGACUGAAGCACAAGCCUGCAAAUGUCCAGAUUGAAUCUCAUCCAUACCUCACCCAGGAGAAGCUGAUCAAGUACUGUCAGUCCAAAGGGCUGGCUGUGACUGCAUACUGCCCCCUUGGCUCUCCUGAUAGACCAUGGGCUAAGCCCGAGGAUCCUUCCCUUCUGGAUGACCCCAAGAUCAAAGAGAUUGCAGCCAAGCACAACAAAACCCCAGCACAGGUUCUCCUUCGCUUCCAGAUCCAGAGAAAUGUGAUUGUGAUUCCCAAAUCUGUCACCCCACAGCGCAUUGUGGAGAACUUCCAGGUGUUUGACUUUGAACUGACUAAAGAGGAGAUGGCAACUAUUCUGACCUUCAGCAGAAACUGGAGGGUCUGUGCAAUGAAUGUGUCCAAAAAUCUCAAGGAAUACCCUUUCCAUGCAGAAUACUGAAGGUGCUUGAAACACUAGACCUCUAGUGUCAUCUGCCCUGGUGCUGCCAGUGAAGACAUGGGAUGUUUAUCCCAUGAAAUCUGGCUUUUUUGGAAGAAGGAAGGAGUAUUUUAUACAGCACCACUAUUCAGUGGUUGCCUUCAGUCAUGCAUCAGCAGAAACCAGAUGUUGACAAGUACACCCCACAGGUCCACAAUUUCA
Messenger RNA from Pseudopodoces humilis (Tibetan ground-tit), 1198 nucleotides. Its product is annotated as aldo-keto reductase family 1 member B7-like. NCBI's taxonomy places the organism in Eukaryota, Metazoa, Chordata, Aves, Passeriformes, Paridae. The record is from RefSeq and is a predicted model, not a curated record. Gene Ontology annotation, molecular function: oxidoreductase activity.